Branchiostoma belcheri (Belcher's lancelet) is the source of this 3161-nucleotide messenger RNA. RefSeq lists its product as uncharacterized. Lineage: Eukaryota; Metazoa; Chordata; Leptocardii; Amphioxiformes; Branchiostomatidae. Gene Ontology annotation, molecular function: ubiquitin binding. Bases 1 to 1215 code for a protein of 404 amino acids. The record is from RefSeq and is a predicted model, not a curated record. The transcript has 5 exons.
AUGGCGGCAAAUCGGAAGAACAAACUGAGUACGAAGAGAAAACGCGGCGCGAACAGCCCGAGUUUGGGGAGUCUGGCGGGCGGGAUUAAAGAUGGGAAGGCAGAGGGAUCUCCAGAAGGCCAUGCAGCUAGAAUUCCCGCCCAGACUGCUGAAAAAACACAACUUGUGGAGAGACAGAAGCCAGGAGAACACCAGGACCAGACUCCUGUGCACGAUGGUGUAACAGCUGAACUGGUCAGACUGAGACAGAGUUUGGCCCAACACUGGCCGGUCUACAACAACUGGACAAACCUGUCAGACUUACCCAUGGUCAACACUUGUACUGGUGUCAACAAGUCACAGGGACUGAAGCAAGAACAUGGAAUCUGCUCCAUUGGAGAAACAUCAUUUAAGUGGUUGCCCCUCCCCCCACCAUGUAAAACAUGUAUGAAGAGAAAGAGGGUCGACUUGAGUCCUGAGUUACUGAAGGACACUGAAAGAAUUUCAAGAAGAGUCAAUACCUUUCAGUCAGGACCUACAUGUACAGUCGGUUCAAAACAAACUCAGAACACAACUAUAAAACAGCAAAGUACAACAGUAUCAUCACUUUAUAGCAAAGAGACACCCAGACUGAAGAAUAUGAAGUCAAUAACACCACCAAAGACAACUCCAGCAGGAGACACGAACAGGAAAACGAAUUUGCAAGAAAAUGAGAUGAAGCCAACACCAAAGGUAACCCACGGGCAGAAAGUUAGCUCAGCCACGGAGUUAGAUUCUCUUAAAAGUCAAAGAGCAAUAAAAAUGGAUGGUCUGAAGCAAUCCAUGAAUACAGAGGCGACAAGGGACCGACCUAAAGACCAGGCUAUCAGAGUACGUUGUCCGGAGGGAGGGGGAAAACGAUUAGUGAGUCAAACUGGAGCGCUGAAAACCUUUCAGCCUGGAGAGAAGCCAACAGGGAAAAUUACAAAGGGCAGGCCGACUAGAGUUGCUCCACUCUUCAAGCAACCUGCUGCUUCAACUCUGCCAAGGAAUGUUGGAGCUGGACCUUCAACAUCUAAGGUACAACUAAAGGAUGGAGGGGGACCAGAGGAGUUAAAAGGUGGCUGUGGAGAGGCUGGAAGUCUCCACUCCUGUCCCAUGUGCCAGGAAGAGUUCCCUCCAGGGAUGAGUCAGCUGGACAUGGAUGGUCACAUUGCAGCCUGUCUGUCAGCCAGUAGUGAGGACAUCAUGUGGUGAACAGGGCAGCAGAUACACACCAGGCCACACCAAUUCUAUUUGUCGGUUCUUGGACAUCAAUGUGUAAAAUCUUAGCAAAAGAACAUAAGGAUACCAGAUGGUUUGGAGGAAAACUAUCCCUGAAGCUGUAUACAGAAUUUUCCCCUCAUAUAAUUGUUCUAGCCAGCCUAAAAUAUUUUUGUCAGUUUUGUUUGAUGUAACAUAAUAUAAUGUCGAGAGCUCAAGGUGUGAGGCCUUAAGGGGGGGGGGGGAUUUUUGAAUCUUGACCCUUUGAAAUGAUGUUUCCUGCAUUUUGAGGGGCAAACUUUGUUGGUAAAUUAAGCUUAGUUUAAUGACAUGGGCAUUGAAAUUCUGUCAAAUGAGGGAAAGACAGGCACUGGCUAAAACGCUGUAUUAGACUAUAUUUUCAUGUUGAUUUUUCAGUUCACCAUUAUGUUUUUUAAAUCCAUGGACCCACAAAUUUAAUUGGUGAGGCCUUUAAAUACAGUAGCUACUUUUCUGAACAUAUUUUCUACUUCUUAUCUAUGGAAGAACACAAGACAACAGACAAGUUUUGUAUCUCAGUUAUUUACUUGAUGAAUAGAAAAAGAAGGUGGGAGAAAAACAAAAACAUGUAUACAGGUUACCCUAGAUUGUCUGGAAAUUUCCUUUUAACGAAAAACUUUAAGCUAAAACUGGAAUGUUCCACACAGAGUGAUAUUAGUACUAAUUCGUAGUAUCUAACUACAAUGUAUGCAUGAGGGGGUCAAAAUGAGCUUACAUAGGAUGUUGGCAAAACAUACUGCGCCUACGCAAAACCCGUCAUGUACUGUGCAUAGCACUUCUGCAGAAUGUCUUGUUUAAGGUUGUAUUCCCAAAUUUAAGGAUGACAUCACAUAGUUUUCAAAUAUGGUGUCAGAAAAGAUAUCGCCUGAAAUAUGCAAAAUUCUAAUGCAACAUUGAUGAAACGUCCAACAAAAACUGAAAACUCUGGGUUUUGUGCAGGUGCAGUAUGUUAUUCCAACAUGCCAGCUUACACAUGUGUACUGAAGACAAACAUUAAAACUGUACCUCAAAUGCACUUGUCCAAAGUCACGAGUUUGCUUGUUCCUGGGUCUUUUGAUUCUACAAUCUUCCAAAACGCUGCUUUUAAUAACAUUUCCUGCCGUAACAUUCCUGAUCUGUUUAGUUUUUGUGUGGCUUUGGAAUCAAGGAUAAAGCUACAACAACAUGUCAUCCCUCUCCAUUGGUUGUAAGUGAAAGUGAUUGUUAACUUUCCCUAUCCCAGGAAUAAGUUCUCAUCCGAUUGAUAACUACUUCAAGACGACAGAACUAACAUGUACUUGUCUUGAAGGAAAUAGCAUUGUCAUUUGAACCCCUGCUGUUGCAUCUUUAACUUGCAUAUCAGAAUACUCAAUUGUUUUCUAAUAAAUGUACAAUUUCAAGAUAUCGUUGCAUCUAUCACUGUAACACCUAUGAGAAAAGGGGUAUAGGACAUUUGGGGGGCAACUUCCAUGAUUUUGCACCAGGCAAAGGUACCCUCCCCCCUGAUCGAAAUACACAAGAAUACUAGAUACAUAUGUCCUAAUUUUGGCAGAAUUAUACACAUUCUGUACUGAAUUCGCAACUUUGAAAGUUUGGCCGUCUUUGUUGUAGACCCUCAACCCCCUCUAAGGUUUAGCAUGAUAGGUGCCCUACAAUGUUAGUAUAGUGUUAACUGUUAUGCUGCCCCCCUAAAUCUUUUAAUGAUAUGCCUCUACAACAAAUUCCAAAAUCCUAAUUUUGCAGUUACAAAGCAAAACCUCAUUGAUAUGAAUAAUAAAUAUGCCAUUAAAAAAUUCCCUCUAAAAGAAAUACCUAAGUGCCUAAACUACCAUUGCAUGCAUACAUCAUAAAUGUUUGACAACAUUGAAUGUCAAUGUUGGAAAAGAUUUUCAAUUUGGCUUUUUGGUUCGCGACAAGACUUU